AUGGCCAAAUCCGUUCCUGUGUUCGAAAAACCUACAGCUCAUCUAGGUCUGCCCGACUGGUACGCCAAGCAAUGGGAGCUACAAAAAGCUGCCGAUGUGCGGAGAUCGGACGCUUUCGACUUACGACAUGCGGCCAGGAUCAUUCGCGACGAAACAAAAAUCAGAACUGAAUGGGAUACUUACAUGAAUAAUACGAGACUGGCGGACAGGAUAACAGAAAUAUCGAGAUGGCAUGCAAUUUUGGAAAGUUUACUGAAACGCAUUGCUUUCGAAACUGGUAUUUUACGGGACGAGAAAGCGGACGCGGAAAAAAAUCUCGAAGUUUUGAAUAUACCUUUGCAUAUAACAGCUCAGUGCAUCUCGAUGAGAGAUUGCCGAAGGGGCACCGAGCUCACUUACGACGAACCUGACAAAGAACUCAAAAAGGAACUCUGUGUUAUUGAAAAUGUCAGGAAAUUAAUUACUGAAAGUGUUCAGGCUGCCUGGCAAAAAUUGAAUCGACUAGAAGAAGUUCGUUUCAAAGUUAAUCUUGAUUUGGAAGACAAAGUCGAGUCAAUUGAAAUAGAAAAGGAAAAUUUACAGCUGAGCCGUAACUCUGCGAGUAUCAGUUACAAACCUGAUGCUUUGAGAGUCGUCAAGGGUUGCAUUCCUUACGAAACUUGGCUGGAACACUGUCGAUACACGAGAUUAUUGGCAGACAACGAACUCAGCGAUACGUACAAUUUUCGCGAGUCCAUGCACGUGACACGAGAAAGAGCAAGCAAUGAUAUAAGGGCCCAGCAAGAUUUUACUGAUUUUACAUUGAGAAAGAGAAUCUAUCAAACUCAAAAAGCGAGGAACGAACUCGCCUGGCAAAAACAGAAGAUACAAAAUGAAAUGGAAUUACUUAUGAAAGAAUUACCGAAAUUGGAGGAUGCAUUGAGGAAUAAAAUCGACGCGAUAAAGUGCGUCGAAACGAGAUUGGAAAAUCGAACGUAUCGCCCAGGUUUUGAACUUUGUCGUGAUGAAAUUGAAUUCGGAUUAAAAGACGAAGUUCUUCAACUGCGACAAACUAAAGAAGAUCUGACAAGUAGAAUUAAUUCUACGAGAGCUGCGUACAACGAUCUGGAAACACUUUUAGUUCGCAUCGAUCGUAACUUGGAGGACAAGGAACACUCACUUAUGACUGAUAUCAAGUGUCUGGACCUGAGAUCUGCUUUGAAGACUGGCGAUCGUGCCAAAUUGCCAAAUGAGACUGAUCGUAAUAUCGUCCUCACUAAAAUGGAACAUGAAAUACCUCCAGAAUCAUAGAUCAAGGAAGAAAAAACCAAUUUCAACGAAAUUUCAGUGCUUGUACUAUAAUGAUUUUUUGGCUUUCUCCGAUGUUGCUUUGAUCAACCGAGCGAUCGUAAAAGAACAAAACUAAAUUUAAAAAUUACUUAUUUUAAUUACAUGGUCCUACAAGAAAAGUCCCUCGAUUUUAUAACCAAACCCAUAUACCACUAUAAUUUUGGACGUGCUAAAAUUGAAUCGACCAUCAGAAUUUACUCAAUGAGUUCGUAUUUUUAGCCUUUCCUUAACCGGUUCACUGGUGAGCUUUUUUCCAGUUUUUGUGCCAAAUUUGGUACGAGCCAAUAUGUUACCGAAAAUCACGAUAAUUUAUUUCUGAGGGUUUUCGAGG
Venturia canescens is the source of this 1660-nucleotide messenger RNA. Its product is annotated as tektin-2. Bases 1 to 1290 code for a protein of 429 amino acids. Lineage: Eukaryota; Metazoa; Arthropoda; Insecta; Hymenoptera; Ichneumonidae. Gene Ontology annotation, cellular component: nucleus; microtubule cytoskeleton. Gene Ontology annotation, biological process: cilium movement involved in cell motility; cilium assembly. The transcript is spliced from 7 exons. The record is from RefSeq and is a predicted model, not a curated record.